Corylus avellana is the source of this 1246-nucleotide messenger RNA. RefSeq lists its product as uncharacterized. Gene Ontology annotation, molecular function: zinc ion binding; nucleic acid binding. NCBI's taxonomy places the organism in Eukaryota, Viridiplantae, Streptophyta, Magnoliopsida, Fagales, Betulaceae. The record is from RefSeq and is a predicted model, not a curated record.
UCACAAACUACACCGUUUAGCGGUUAAUCUCUUCCCUCCCCCAAAUCGCACCGUCACAGUCACAGAUUCGCGCUGGUACAAUUUCUUCAUCCGCAGCUCUCGAAGCCACAGCACCAGGUGGACACGUACUGAGCCAUAGCAUCAGGGAGGAGGCAGCAGCUGUUUGGUGUUGUGGUGGUGGUAUUUCUGCAGAUCAGUGGUGGUAGGUAUUUGAAGUAUAAAUUUGAAAAUGAGUUCGGACAGCAUGAGCAGAAGCAGGAGCAGGAGCAGGAGCAGGAGUCCAUUGGAUCGUAAGAUCCGUUCUGAUCGCUUUUCCAAUCGUGAUGCACCUAACAGGAGAGAUUCACGUCGGGGUUUCAGCCGAGACGACCUUUGUAAGAAUUGCAAACGUCCAGGUCAUUACGCUAGAGAAUGUCCCAAUGUUGCAAUUUGUCACAAUUGCGGGCUGCCUGGUCACAUUGCUUCAGAAUGCACCACAAAAUCGCUGUGCUGGAACUGUCGAGAACCUGGUCACAUGGCUAGUAACUGUACCAAUGAGGGCAUCUGCCACACUUGUGGUAAGGCUGGACAUCGGGCUAAAGAGUGUACGGCUCCCGCAUUACCACCUGGGGACUUGAGGCUGUGCAACAACUGUUAUAAGCAGGGUCAUAUUGCAGCUGACUGUACAAAUGAAAAGGCAUGUAACAAUUGUAGGAAGACGGGCCACCUGGCACGUGACUGUCCAAACGAUCCUAUCUGCAACUUGUGCAAUGUAGCUGGUCAUGUGGCCAGACAGUGCCCAAAAACCAACACUAUUGCAGAGCGGGGUGGUGGUGUUCGCAGUGGUGGUUACCGUGAUGUUGUAUGCAGAAACUGCCAGCAGCUGGGUCAUAUGAGCAGGGAUUGCAUGGGUCCCUCGAUGAUCUGUCACAACUGUGGUGGACGGGGACAUCUGGCGUAUGAGUGCCCUUCUGGCAGGAUUAUGGAUCGCUUUGCCAGGAGGUUAAUAUAUUGAAGAUCACAAUUUGGGCUCAUAUACAGCACAUGGAGCUAGGGUUGUAAUCAGGCCGAGCCAAGCUUGGCACGUUCGGACUCGGCUUGUUGAAUGUGCAUAUGAACUCGAGCUUGGUUUGAGCUUUAGAUCCUAUGUUCUUUGUGUUUUUUUUUCUUGUCUUUCUGUUUUCUGAGAAUCGAAAUAGAGAGCAAAACAAUAAGACAGUAAAAUAACACAAACAAAAAAGACAAAAAAAAAAGGUGUUAAAAUUAA